Messenger RNA from Oncorhynchus keta (chum salmon), 1477 nucleotides. RefSeq lists its product as uncharacterized. The record is from RefSeq and is a predicted model, not a curated record. The transcript has 2 exons. Bases 482 to 1342 code for a protein of 286 amino acids. NCBI's taxonomy places the organism in Eukaryota, Metazoa, Chordata, Actinopteri, Salmoniformes, Salmonidae.
UGUUUCCUUAUCAAUCUACACACAAUACCCCAUGAUGCCAAAGCGGACAAAUAACAGAAACACCUUAUUUUCACAAGUAUUCAGACCCUUUGCUAUGAGACUCGAAAGGUGCAUCCUGUUUCCAUAGAUCAUCCUUGAGAUGAUUCUACAACUUGAUUGGAGUCAACCUGUGGUAAAUUCAAUUGAUUGGACAUGAUUUGGAAAGGCACACACCUGUCUCUCUCUAUAAGGUCCCACAGUUGACAGUGCCUGUCAGAACAAAAUCCAAAAGAGUAGCACCCUACCGACAAAAAAAAACUCUUAAACGAUGCCGAAAGAUAAUUAUUUUCCUGACACUGGUCAUAGACCCAUACAAGAUUACUUUGAAUGUAGCCAAAGAGAGAGUGAUAAGAUCAUUGUUUCGGAGACGCUUUUUGACAUGCCGGGAGUUAAUUCUGACCUCUCGAAAGAACUGUUAAAUUGAUCUAAGCGCCAGACGAGAAUGCAUCUACAUAUAGUCACUCUUAGUGAUUAUAUGCGUCAAGGCAAUAUUCCACGGGGCCUCAGGUGGCAAAAAGAACCAUCGUUGGGACAGCGCACCGAUGAUUUCUGUGAGCCCUGGUGUGCCAUCCUGAACAAAUGCUCUAUAGAUUUAAUGACAUUAAUUGUUGACCAGUUGAAGAAGGAUUUUAUUGAAAUGGAUAACACGAUUAAAGACAAAUGCACAGCUCUACAAAUAGCUGUUAAUGAUGAUGGCAUAUUCAAUGAACUGAUGAAAACUAACCAAGCGCUGUUGUCAACAGAAAUAAAGGAACUUAAAAUCAAGAAAUUCAACCAAGACAAAAAAGACAAGGCCGAGGAUAAAGUCUACUUCUGGAGAAACCCUGACAAGGGAAGUCCUGUUCACCCUCUCCAUGGCAGACGCAGGAGGGAUGUCGCUUACUUCUAUCCACCCCAGUCUGAUCAACGCUCUACCAUCAGCGCCUCAUCGGCUUCCAGUUUUUUAUUCAACGAGAGACUGGAAGGGCGGAGGUGGCCGCAGGCACGCGCAUCGACGAGAUGCCUCAACGGAAGGGUUCUGCCUGCUCUGACUCUGGUCCCUGUCUCCAGUCCGACUUCUCGUCAGUCCUGCUACUCUGUCCUGGAUUCCCCACUCUACACUCCCUUGGAUUCCCCUCCGGACCUGCUUAGCCUGUCCCCACACCUCUCGCUCCAGCCUCAGCCUCCGCACCCGUUUCCAGCAACCCGCCCGAGCUUCCCCUGGCCUGCACUCUGUCUUCCCUGGUGUUUCAAUAAAUACCUUGGUUACCUCAUCCCAGUCUCCUCGUCUGAGUCUUCUCUUGGGUUCACCUGUUCCGCGUGACACUUAUUUUUUUAAGCCCAUAACCAUGUGUGUGAGGUGUAUACUUUUGUUUCAAAGUAGAUUUGUGUAAGACUACCAAGAAACACUCUGUGUGACCCUGACUUAUCCCACUACAGUACAAGGUUAAUUGUUUUG